This is a messenger RNA of Monomorium pharaonis (pharaoh ant), 4039 nucleotides long. RefSeq lists its product as uncharacterized. NCBI's taxonomy places the organism in Eukaryota, Metazoa, Arthropoda, Insecta, Hymenoptera, Formicidae. The coding region runs from base 797 to 2311 and encodes 504 amino acids. The record is from RefSeq and is a predicted model, not a curated record. The transcript has 7 exons.
AUGAUUUUCAUAGGUAAUCGAUCACGAUUUUACGCUUUCCCUCGCUCCAAAAUAAAGUGUGUAGCUGUGGCCAUUCUCUAAUUUCUCUCCGCUGUUAAUCAACUUCGUUGAACAUUCGAGAAAUAGACAAGUGAACUCAACAGUCUGAAGUCACAAUUGACGAAGGUUCAAAUAAACGCGUGCGCAAUCGCAAUGUCGCAGUAAAACAGCAAUCAAGCGAUUGAUAAUUGUCGAGUUCGAUGCUGUCGCGCGAAAUCUGAUGCGCCGGUUUUCGAUUUGUGUUCUAAGAAUUUUAGUCGAUGACAUGUUUCUUUCUGCAAUACGUCGGAUAUCAAAAGUCUAACAAUCGUUUCCUCUAGACGCUACAUAAAUUCUACGACUCGCUAGACGCCGUAGUUUUAGGUUAAAAUACAUGUUGAUUUGUUGAUACGUAAGUCGUCCGUCAGGCCAUUGUCAAAGUAUAUUUAUUCUUGUCUGUUUCUGUUUUACAAUACAAUUUUGUGACUAUAUAUAUAUACAUAUAUUUGUAAAAAGAUGUGCGAUAACGUCUCAAUGUGAUUUUUAAUGUCAUCAUGAGUAAAAUGUGUGAACCCACAACUAUCAAGACUAAAAGUUUAGAAAACUAUCAACAAACUUCGAAGGUACAUGAUUGGAACACAAGCGAGUCCCUUCCAAGGAAGUUGUACUAUUUGGCAAAGACCAUAUUGUAGAAGUCACAUUGAAAGAAAAGGUUAAAAGUCAGAAACAUAUCUCGCCUGUUGCAAAUUUUAGUCCUGCACAGAAAGCUGAGAAGAAAAUGCCUAUAUCUAAGGAUAAUAAAACUCCAAAAAAUUGGGGUAAUGUCUUUAGAAAACAGAAUCUAGAAUAUAUUACAAAAGAAAAAUCUCCCAAGCGUAAUGAAGAAGCAAAAAAAAACAUAAAUUCUAAAAAGCCACAGAAAAGUACAGUCAGACAUUCUGUGAAAUCAGGUCAGAAACAUUUGACAUCAUUACCAUGCUCAUGUUCAUCGAUUCUUGUUCGGGAUUCUGCUGUACAAUGUUCUGGAAUAUUUAAUUUCAAUAAAUUUGCUGAAUUCAAUCCAGUACAUAUGUUAUAUUUAGUAAAACAGUUAAAAGAUUUAGUUAAUAAGAAGGAUAAAAGAACUUGUGAAAUCUUUACUGAAAUGGAACAAAUAUUGCAGAAAAUACCGGAUCAAGAAACUGAAGUAGAAUCCAAUGCAAUUCCAUUAAAGGAACCUAACAAAAAGAAGGCCAUGCCGUAUGAGUCAUUCAUAUUACAAGAACAAGAAAAAUUGAAAAGUGAAAUUCUAAAGCGAGAUGAACGGCUGAAGGAAGUUGAUAAAAAAUACUCAGAGCUAGCAUUUCAUGCUAAGACGCUUGCUCAACAAUUGGAGGAAAUAACUCAGAAAAAAAACGAUAUAAUAUCAGUGCUAAGGCAAGAAAAUGAAAGCAAUGAAAGCAAAAUUAUAGAUUUAAAGGCAGAUCUAAAAGAGCAAACAGAACUUGCACAAAAAAAUUUCAUUGACAAUAAAUAUUUAACAAUGGAACUAGAUAAGCUUAUAACAUUAUCUUCUUAUAAAGAUGCACAAAUUAUUAAUUAUCAAAAUACAAUAAAAGGAUUACAAAAUCAGAUUGCAAGACAAUUAAAAACCAUAAAUGAAAUACGUAAAGAAGGAAGCACAAGUCCUCAGACAUCGUUAAUCCACACAGGACACGCAUGUUCAUCUCCUACCUCAAGUUUUUCUGAAGACUCCGGUAAAUCUUGGCGCGAUUUAUCAAAUAUUUCUUCAGUAGAUUCCGUUCAUGAAGAAAAUAUUAUUUUAAACGAAAAUGCGCCCAGUAAAGAUUUUGAAUUUGUUAGUUUACUUGAGGGGGAAUCGUCACAUUCUGUAUUGACAGAUCAAAAUGAAGUUACGAACGAUAAAGGAAUCAUAAUGCAAAAUAAUACUGUUCCUUACCAAAGUAUGAACACGAAGAAUGUGAUGGCAAAAAAAUCUUUCCAUCAUUCAAAGACGAGUCACAAUAAAGAAAAUGACAUAUACAAAACAAGAAAGUUUACAAAACUUAAGGAAAAACAAAAUGAUAACACCAAAAAUUUGUUUCUUAAUGCAUCAAAAAUUCUGGAAAACAUUACCUCCACCAAAUUAAUAGUUUCUGGCAUAAAAAAGCAAGACGAUACGCAAAAUAGAAAACCUGUUAGUGUACCCAGUCCAUUACGGGAGUAUCCACAUCCUCCUGAUUGGAGCGACAGUAGUUUACCUAGCAUUAGUACAGUCUCGAACUUGGACUUGGUACCCUCAAACGAUGUUUAAAAAAACUAUAUGCUUAAAGUUGAGUGAUGGCUACCAAUGAAUUCUCAAACACCCCAUGUAAGAAUUAUAGACCCAAUUGACUGAAUAUGUAUAUAAUUUUACAUUUGCAGAACUGUGAUAAACUGAUAAUGCAAAUUUUACUUGAAUAAUGAAAUCUACGAACGAUAGCGCGAUACACAUUACUAUUAGAUAAGAUUGAUAAUCAUGAUUUUUUUUAGAUGUUUGCAUGUUGCGCGUGAUUUGCACAUACAUUCUUAUUAAAGUAAAAUUGUAAUACUUAUAUAUUUUACACAAAUAUUGCAAGUUUCAUGUUGCUUUAUAUUGUUUAACACUAAGAUAUAAAUUUAAAUUGUAAAACUCAAAUUGUAAAAAUAGAAGUCAAAAAUAUUUAUUCUGUAAUAUUUAUUCUGUAAAUAUAUAAAACUUUUUAUUUGCAAAUUCGCUUGUAGUUCUCAUGGUAUCAAGAUUUUGACAUAUAACCUGUAUACGAAUUAACUAUGCAUAUAAUAUGUUUCAACAUAUACAUUUGCUUUACGGAGAACAGGUCACGAAUAUAAAUUUUACGCACACAAGAGAACAAGAUGUAUAUAUAUAGAUAUAUAUAUAUUUUUUUAUCACAUAUGUAUAUAUACAAGUAAAGUAUAAUACUUAUAAUAUUUUGUAAGUCUUAAUAGGAUUAAAAGGGAACAUUUUAAUACACGUAAAACAUUCAUCAGCUUUGCAUGAAGACGUCUUGAAAUACAUUUUAUAUUCGUGUUUUCCAGUAAGCGUGUGGUAUGUACCUUUUCUUCUGUAAACAUUCGAUUUUUUUUCUCUUUCUCGAUGGCUAAUCGAGAAACUUCUAACGGCUAAUAACAUUACGAACACAGUCUCAAUGAUUCGACGCGCGUAAAAUAAGUAACGAUAAUCAUCGAAACGAAAAAGACUGUCUUCGCAUUUUCUUCUUAUUUCUUUUUUUUUUAUCAUUCAGAUGAGAGAGUGUGAUGAAAACGGAUGAGAUAAUGUUCAAAAAGUCUUUAUUUUAUUAGUGCUCUCUCACAAGGGAAUUUUCCUCGAUUUAUUUCUUUUUUUUCUUUCUACAUUUUGUUACAUAAUACACCUAAGGACGUACCGUGGGUCAGUUUUAUAAAAUAGUUAAUCACAUGUGUUUCGCAAACAGUCGUUCAAUUUUGAUUAUUAAUUUCAGGCUCGACUCGACGCGUCAUUAGCCCAAUUCUCUUUUUCGUUCUCCCACAUUUCGUAGAGAUUCGAAUCCUCCCUUUCUUACAGUUUCAGAAGGCAAUGUCCCAAUUUGGCGACGUCCUGUUCCGCGCUUGAAGAAAAUUCCGUCGCGAUUUGGCGAAUCGAGGAUAUCGAAGUUCCCUUCUUUUGGAUACGUAUACUUUCACGUACAAGUAAGUACGGCUCUCUUUAUUAUUAGUGGCAUAUUAAUAAAAAAAAAAAAUAAAUGUGGGCUUUGUUUGAUUUGUUCGUGUAUUCGCCAUACAAUGUUAAACCCCGUAUAUGUAUCAAAAGUCACGCGCAUUUUUGCCUCCGAUAAAUUUUUCAUGAAUAAUUGACCGAAACCCUUUGCGUCCUCGACGUAAGAUCUGUGGACUUGCCUUAAAUUGUACUUCCAGCCUAAAAUUACAUCAAUAUAACGAAAUUCACUAAUUGAUCGAAAAAUUUCAUAAAACUUUAGAUUUGGAGAAUUUAUAAUCGUACAAAAAUUGCGUGACUUCUGAUACA